GCUGUCAUCUCUGUCAUGAUUGGGAGUGUGACGGACUCCCUGCUGCCCAGCGAGAACUUCCUGGAGUUCAUCAACGGCACCAACAUCACCAUGGUCAAUGAGGAACGGCGCGAUGCCGCGAGGGUGGAGCUGGUGGCCACCAUCACCGUCCUGUCAGGCAUCUUCCAGGUGGCCCUGGGCCUCCUGCAGUUUGGCUUUGUGGUGACCUACCUCUCAGACCCGCUGGUGCGCAGUUACACCACUGCUGCCUCUGUGCACGUCCUCGUCUCACAGCUCAAGAAUGUCUUUGGGGUCUCCCUGGGCGAGUACUCGGGGCCACUCUCCCUGUUCAAGACCUUUAUCGAGAUCUGCCAGAAGCUGCCAGAGACCAACGUGGGCACCUUGGUGACGGCCAUCAUUGCCAUGGUGGCCAUCUACAUUGUGAAAGAGCUCAACCACAAGUUUGCCAAGAAGCUGCCCAUGCCCAUCCCCAUCGAGCUUAUCACGAUCAUCAUCUCCACUGGCAUCUCCUACGGCGUCAACCUGAACGCCAAGUUUGGCAUCUCUGUGGUGGGCAACAUCCCCAGCGGGUUGAAGCCGCCCGUGGUCCCUAACGUCAGCUACUUUGGGCAGGUCGUGGGCAAUGCCUUCGCCAUUGCCGUGGUGGGCUAUGCCAUCUGCAUCUCCCUGGGCAAGAUCUUUGCCCUGAAGCAUGGCUACAAAGUGGACAGCAACCAGGAGCUGAUCGCACUGGGCCUCUGCAACUUCCUGGGAGGCUUCUUCCAGUGUUUCGCCAUCAGCUGCUCCAUGUCGCGGAGCCUGGUGCAGGAGAGCACAGGAGGCAACAGCCAGGUAGCCGGUGUCAUCGCAUCCCUGGUCAUCCUGGUGACUAUCCUGAAGAUCGGAGAGCUCUUCCGGGACCUGCCCAAGGCCAUCUUGGCUGCCAUCAUCAUCGUCAACCUCAAGGGCAUGUUCAAGCAGUUUGACGACCUCCGCACGCUCUGGAAGUCCAACCGGGUGGACCUGAUGGGCUGGAUUGUCACGUUUGUGGCCCACCUCCCCCUGAACCUGGGGAAGGGGAGCAGGGGGCUCCAUUCCUGGGGCAGUACCCUCCCCAUCUGCCCCCAGGCACAGGAGGUCCCCGGCGUGAAGAUCUUCCGCUCCUCCUCUACCCUCUAUUUUGCCAAUGUGGAGCUGUAUGCUGAGGCCCUGAAGAAGAAGAGCGGCAUCAAUGUGGACCGCCUGAUCGAGAAGAAAAAGAAGGCCCUCAAGAAGCUGAAGAAACAGCAGAAGAAAGCGGAGAAGGAGAAGGCAAAGAGGAAAAAGGUGCUUCCCUGCU
Messenger RNA from Antrostomus carolinensis (chuck-will's-widow), 1318 nucleotides. It is a transcript of the gene SLC26A6, whose product is annotated as solute carrier family 26 member 6. The annotation marks the transcript as partial. The record is from RefSeq and is a predicted model, not a curated record. Gene Ontology annotation, biological process: transmembrane transport. Gene Ontology annotation, cellular component: membrane. The transcript is spliced from 11 exons. Lineage: Eukaryota; Metazoa; Chordata; Aves; Caprimulgiformes; Caprimulgidae.